Melospiza melodia melodia is the source of this 743-nucleotide messenger RNA. RefSeq names its product mitochondrial ribosomal protein L22 (gene MRPL22). Bases 26 to 661 code for a protein of 211 amino acids. Lineage: Eukaryota; Metazoa; Chordata; Aves; Passeriformes; Passerellidae. Gene Ontology annotation, molecular function: structural constituent of ribosome. Gene Ontology annotation, cellular component: ribosome; mitochondrial large ribosomal subunit. Gene Ontology annotation, biological process: translation. The transcript has 7 exons. The record is from RefSeq and is a predicted model, not a curated record.
GCUGCCGCAAAGCGCGGCCGGGAAGAUGGCGGCGCGCUGGGCGCUGGGCGCGGGUGCUGCCUGGGCGCGGGGUCUCCUCAGCUGGGCACGGCCAGAGAGGUGGCUGCCAUGUGGGAGCGUCUUGCCUCUGUCCUGCAUCCACACCAGCACUUUCCUGCAGAAGAUUGGGAAGUGGGAGAAGAAGAACAGGAUUGUUUACCCUCCCCAGCUGCCUGGAGAGCCUCGCAGACCGGCUGAAAUAUAUCACUGUCGGAGGGAAAUAAAAUACAGCAAAGAUAAGAUGUGGUACCUGGCAAAACUGAUAAAAGGAAUGUCCAUUGAUCAGGCUCUUGCUCAGCUGGAAUUCAGUGACAAAAAGGGAGCAAAGGUGAUCAAAGAGGUUCUGUUAGAAGCACAGGAAAUGGCUGUAAGAAAGCACAAUGUGGAAUUCAAAUCAAACUUACACAUAGCGGAGUCGCAGACGGGCAGGGGCCGCUACGUGAAGCGCCUGCGGUGCCACGGCAAGGGCAUGUUUGGCAUGAUGAAAAUCAGCAGGUGCCACUACUUUGUGAAGCUGGUGGAAGGUCCUCCUCCUCCCCCAGAGCCACCAAGGACUGGCUUUGACCAAGCAAAGGAGUACGUGCAGCAGCUGAGGAGCAGAACCCUGGUUCACACACUGUGACUCACUUUAGUGGCUGUAGAGGUGUCUCUUGUUGGCCAAUGUAAUUGUGUGAAGGAAUCAUUAAAGGCAUGGUUUAAUUAUA